AGCAUACUAUAACAACGAUGUGACACCGCAGCUUCCAUAGAAGGCAAAAAAAACUUUAUUAUCCUUCACAUAUUAACGUCAUCUUUCAUUGUUUCAAGUGUCGGAAGAACUCUCUCUCUAGUUCGACUGACCGUGAUCACCUUCUGUUCCGGAGUUUAGCAAGAAGAAAGUACGGUCUUCUCCAUGGCCAGUUAUCGUGAUGCAGUGAGUCUGGAAGACCGCAAGUUGGAGUCGCAGCGGCUGCUCCUGAAGUACCCCGGCCACGUCGCUGUGGUGGUGAAGCAGGUCGGCAAGGAAACAAAGGUGCACCUCCUCGCGUUGCCAGGUGAUGCCACAGUGGCGGAGCUUGAAGCCACCGCGGCGGAGCUGCUCGGCGUGCCGGGCACAAAGCUGGCGCUGAGUGUGUCCGGCUUCACGCCUGCCUCGAGUACGCUUCUUGAGGACCUGUACCGGCACUGCAAAUGUGCCGAUGGAUUUCUUUAUGUCCGGUGCGGCUUGGUAGGGACGUUGGGUGCCAGCGCUCACAUUCCAUGUUUUGGGACCAGCAUCAUCAAAGAAGAUUUUUGGUGGUCUCCGGUGCCGGCGAAGAUAGAAAACUAG
Molecule: messenger RNA, 600 nt
Organism: Leptomonas pyrrhocoris
Lineage: Eukaryota; Euglenozoa; Kinetoplastea; Trypanosomatida; Trypanosomatidae
Product: ATG8/AUT7/APG8/PAZ2 putative (ATG8B.2)
Exons: 1
Coding region: 184-600 (138 amino acids)
Source: RefSeq, a predicted model, not a curated record